Messenger RNA from Ectocarpus sp. CCAP 1310/34, 2880 nucleotides. Lineage: Eukaryota; Phaeophyceae; Ectocarpales; Ectocarpaceae. The record is from the annotation of a GenBank genome assembly.
AUGGCGGCCGAGUCAAGUGGUGCCGCAGCUGAGGUGACCAAGCUCGCCCUGAAGAUGGGAUCGGCCACGGUGGAUUCGAUCACAUUCGUGGCGGACUUGUGCGAGGACCUUCCUUUUGAAAAUCAGGAGGAGCUCCAGACUUUGUAUCGGAGGUGCGUGUUCUUAACCACAUGCGUGAUCGUGAAAAGCAGACAGAGCUCUUUCUCGGAGAUGGACGUGUCACCUGUCGAGGAGUGCCUGGAAGCAGCGGGGGAACUGGUGGAGCGGUGUGGUGGGCGAGGCAAGAUGACAAGGGUGCUAAAUGCCUCGAGCGACAAGGACCAGAUCGCCCGCAUGAAGGCAAACAUCAGAGAUCUGGAGGCCAACUUGAGCCUGGCGGGUGUCGCCAUUCUUGAGGGGAAGACCAGCGACUUGAGGGCGACGGUGGAGCGAAUGGCCAAAAUACAAGCAGCAACUCAAGAAGUGAUCCUGGCAAAUACGGAAAUCAUUACUGACCGGCUAUCCAAGACACCGGCCAAGCCGGCCAAAAUUCCCAAGAGCACACCAAUUUGGAAGAGCUGGCAUGUCGAACGCUUCGAUGUAGUGGAAAGGGUGUUUGAGCCGCUUACUGCCGAUGGGGGACCGCCCUUGGUGGGGCUGGUCGGCGACAGCGGGUCGGGCAAGACCACGGCCGCGUCCGAGAUCGUCAGGAGUAACGAAGAUCGUCUCCCGUCCUUGAUGCUGCAGCUUGCCCAUAUGGUGUAUGAGGAAAUUGGCGGUCGUCGUCCAGCCACAUCGGAUGACGGUACAGCCUACAUCAAGGAGCGAAUGCACCGCGGCCAUGGGGGCGAAGGAUUGAAAUGCCUCGGAGUGGUAGACAACGUGUGGGAGAAGGAGGUCGUCUGCGAACUGCUGGAAGCGGGAAUGUGGGUUCUUCUGUCGACCCGCGACGAAGAGCUGGUGACAGGCUGGGAGGGGGAGGUUGUGGAAGUGAACGAGUUGUCCGAGGUAGAAGCGGAGUCGGUGCUGAGGAAAGCAGCGGAGCUACCCCCCGAGACGCGCUUGCCCGAUGAUGCCGUUGACCUGAUCGAGCUGUGUGGGCGCGUGGCGAUGGACCUGGCAUUCGGUGGUCGUUUGAGCACCGUUCGGGGCAGGUCAGACCGGACGGCUUGGUCGAAAGCCGCCAGCAAAGUCAGGACAGAGAUGAGUAAGGGCGAGUGCGAGGGCGUUCGCGGUACGGUGGUGGAGACUCGCGAUGCACGGCGGAAGGCCGUCGUCCAGGCUGGGUUUGGGGAUCUCGCCAUUGGAUCAGACGACGAGCGCGUGCAGCGGCUGUACCUAUCUCUUGCAGUAUUACCGGACGGCCGUAGGUUUACGGUGAAGGACGCGGCCGUGUUGAUCUACGAUCGAAUGCCUAGCGCCGAGGAUGAGGCAUCUGCUGCAGGGGUGGUGGAGAUUCUGGAACGCUGGUCCGCCCUGUGCUCUAUAAGGGGAUGUUACCGAAUGGCUUGGAGAGGGAGCCACUAUGUUCUGCACGACGCCCACUCGGACUUCGCGAGGGAGAAGCUCAUGGACCGUGGGGACGUGUGCCGACCUGCGUUGGUGAGGUGGACGAGGAAUAUCUCGUCUGUGGAUACUCUCCGGGCAGUGCGCUGGCAUGAAGUAAGAGAUCUGUGGUUGGGCGCGGAGCAGGUGGGUGGCGACGGGUGGAAAAUCACCCGUCCGUACGAGGCGGCGCUGGCCGGGCUGGAAGAUUCUGAUCCCCACCGCCCAACGUUACUCGAUAUGCCGGUGACCAAGGUGCGCCCAUACUCUCUGUCGGUGAUCCGCUCACUGCACGAGCUCGGUCUAGGCUACAAGCACGCUGGGUGUCUUGAAGAAGCGGAGGAGGUAUUGAGAGGAUGCCUGGUGAUUGGGGGGACCUUGCUUGGCUUCACGCAUGUGACCGUGGCUAAAACGUUGGAUCUAAGUGGAUGCGUUCGUGCAGCAGGGCAAUUCGCGCAGGCCGAGGAGUUGUUGAGACGCUGUUUGGCAACUAGGGAGGCAAAGCUAGGUCCUCGGGGGCUGGUGGAGACGGAGGAGUUGUUGGCGCGCCGUUUGGAGAUCGUGGAGGCCAGCACGGCCCUAGAUCAUGAACAUGUGGCCGACGUGCUGUUCGAUCUGGGUAGGUGCAUGCGACAGGCAGGGCGUAUGGACAAGGCAGAGGGUUUGCUAAGGCGUUGCCUCAAGAUCCAUGAGGUCAGGUGGAUUGGCGCGUGCGUGCGAGACGCAGGGCGAGUGGGGGACGCGGAGGAGUUGUUGAGGCACUGUGUGGAGAUCGACGAAGCUCAACUGGGUCCAGAGCAUCUCCAGGUGGCAGGCACGGUGCUGGAGUUGGGUGGUUGCCUUCGACGAGCGGGGCAGCUGAUGGAGGCGGAGGGGUUGCUGAGGUGCUCUUUGGGGAUCGCGGAAGCGAAAACCGACCCAAGGGGCUCGAAAGUAACCUACACGCUAUACCGACUGGGCCGCUGCGUUCAAGAAGCAGGUCGGCUGGGAGAGGCGGAAGACUUCUUGAGGCGGUGCUUGCAGAUCGAGGAGGCCAGGCCUGGUCCAGAGAAUAUGGAGGUCGCCGACACACUGCACUGGCUUGGUGUUUGCGUUCGUGGGGAAGGGCGGCUGGAGGAAGCGACGGAGUUGUUUCGGCAGUGUCUGGAGGAAGAGCAGCGAGCUAAACGAUUGUCGAGGCAUGACCAUGUUACGAAAGCCUGCACGCUUCAAGAGCUCGAUCUAUGCGACCAGGAGGCAACACGAGUGUCGGAGGCAGAGGAUUUGUCAGGCACAUGCCUUACGGAGUUAUGUAGUAAUUUUCGCAGAGGCAUGUACGCUGAGAUCGUAUUUUUACAUUGCACCAGCUUUGGUUGA